Ramularia collo-cygni is the source of this 2247-nucleotide messenger RNA. Its product is annotated as related to metallopeptidase MepB. Gene Ontology annotation, biological process: proteolysis; peptide metabolic process. Gene Ontology annotation, cellular component: mitochondrial intermembrane space. NCBI's taxonomy places the organism in Eukaryota, Fungi, Ascomycota, Dothideomycetes, Mycosphaerellales, Mycosphaerellaceae. The record is from RefSeq and is a predicted model, not a curated record. The coding region runs from base 1 to 2247 and encodes 748 amino acids. The transcript is spliced from 5 exons. Gene Ontology annotation, molecular function: metalloendopeptidase activity.
AUGGUCAGCAGCCGCUCCCACUCAGCAUGGUGGCGCACCUUGCUACCAGCGCUUUUGUUCGCCUCUUCGACAUCCGCCGCAGCGAUCAAGCGUCAGAAUCAGGAUCCGCCCCAGAAGMCACUGAAGUUCAAUUUGACUCUUGCGGACUUCAACGCCACGUUGGAAAAGUACCUCCCUGUCAGGCUGUCUGCUAACACGGAAGCUCUGAAACCCAGCGUGGAAGAGGCGACCUUUGAGAACACUGUCCAAGUUCUAUCGGAUCGGAUCAACGAGGCAAACCUCAUCAUGACUCCCCUCUACGUGUAUGGCAACCUGGGUGACACCCCAGAACUCCGACAAGGCGUCAACGCUGUCUUCUCACGGGCCAGCGAAAUCUUACGCAACUCCACCGCCGACCCGAACCUGUACGCGCGACUCGAAAAGGUCUACAAACAAUUCGAGCAGGACAACAAGCUGGAUACAGCCGAGGGUAUCCUCGCCAAAGGCUGGUUCGACAGUGUCAAAUCUGCCGGUGCCGGCUUUCCUCAAGGCCCAGCAAGAGACAGAUUUCUCCAACUCGGCAAGGAAAUUGGCGACAACCAGGACACCUUCCAACAAAAUGUACAAAGCAUCAACACCACGAUGUGGUUCACUCGUGAGGAACUGGAUGGAGUCAAGUCUCAAGAUCUGGACAACUUGAUCAAAGGGGAAGGCGAGAACGCUGGCAAGUUCGGAAUCGACUUGGCGUCAACCACCGACUACUCGAAAGUGCGAGGAUGGGCCAAAAGGCCAGACAUACGCCAGAACAUGUCCUUAACAGCCUCUAGUCUAGUCCCCGAGAAUAUCGACAUCUUCAGAGAGACCCUGGGCCUUCGCGACGAACGUGCUCGGUUGCUCAACUAUACCAGCUUUGCAGACUCUGCUUUCUCGGGGUYAUUCUCAAUGGCCUCAAGUGUGACGGCGGUAACAGACUUCUUGCAGGACCUUCAAACAAGAUUGUACCCCAAGGGACAGGAAGAGUUGCAGGAGAUCAACGAAUUCGCCAAGCAAGAAAAUGCGACUGCCAGGUCAGCGUUCUAUUGGGWCUCUUCUUACUAUGGACGCUUGAUGAACGAAAAGAAGUACAAUCUUUCCUCGGAUUCGACCAACCCUUGGUUUCCAGCCGAGAAUACCGUCAUGGAGAUACUCAAGAUGUACUCUGACAUUUACGGCUUCGACUUCAGAAGAGUCGAAGGCGACGCUCUCGCCCGCCUCUCUCCGACUGGCAAGGUAGAAGACCUCUUCUGGCACAAAGACGUCCAGUUGUAUGCCGUGUGGGAAACCGUGGACCCGACCGAGUUCGUUGGAUAUCUAUAUCUCGAUCUCUACGAUCGUCCUGGAAAAGCUCCUGGAGCCUACAUGUUCCCGCUCGAGGCUGGCUACAUCAAACCCGAUGGCGAUCGUCAUUAUCCUACGACUGCUCUGGGAACCAAUUUCAAGCAGGCACGCAACGCUAGCGAUACUCCUGCUCUGCUCGCUGGUGGUGAAAUGCAAACCUUGUUCCACGAGUUGGGCCACUKCAUGCACCAACUCUCGUGCCGCGUUCGAUAUGCCGCUCAAUGCGGUACCAACGGUACCCCGAACGACUUCUUGGAGAUGCCCAGUCAGAUGAUGGAGAAUUACUGGUACGAGCCCACCGUGCAGAGACGCCUUAGCAAGCACUGGUCCUAUCUCAGCCCCGCCUACCUUGCUCUUUGGAAGAAGCAAAACCCGGGUCAGGAGCAGCCACCCGAGUCUAUCCCGGAAGACAUCAGCAACGCCGUUGUCCAAGCCCGCAGCAGUCAACGUGCGUUGGGCGAACUUGGCCAAGUCUUCUAUGGAACUUACGACAUGACCCUUCACACCGCCAACUCCACCGAAGAAGCCAACAAGACCGACACCACCUACCUCUACAACAAGAUGUUCCUGGAAAUUGAGGGUUUCCCAGGAUCUGAAAGCCUGACGGAGCCCRAGAACUACACCAGGACGUGGGGCCAAACCCAGUUCACCCACCUCAUGGGAGGCUACGAAGCUGGCUACUACUCCUACCAGUGGAGCAAGGUGUACGCCAAGGACAUCUUCUACUCCAAGUUCAAGCAGAAUCUGUUCAACGGCACUGUGGGCAGGGAUUAUCGCGAGAAGGUGCUGGCGCCAGGUGGGUCGAAGAAUCUGACAGGUCUGUUCAUCGACUUCUUGGGCAGGGCGCCAACCGCGGACGCUUUCUACAAGGAUCUGGGAAUUGAGGCGUGA